Molecule: messenger RNA, 3017 nt
Organism: Triticum dicoccoides
Lineage: Eukaryota; Viridiplantae; Streptophyta; Magnoliopsida; Poales; Poaceae
Product: ruBisCO large subunit-binding protein subunit beta, chloroplastic-like
Exons: 14
Coding region: 858-2654 (598 amino acids)
Biological process (GO): protein refolding
Molecular function (GO): ATP-dependent protein folding chaperone; ATP binding
Source: RefSeq, a predicted model, not a curated record
UUUUAAGCCCCAAGACAAGAAGAAGAGUCAGAGAGAUCGGAAAAGAAAAAGGUAAACCACCGCUAAACCCUAGCCGCCGGCGAGAUCGGUCGGCCGACGCACCCACCUCAACUCAGGUAUCGACGGGUCGACCCCCUCUCCGCCCAUCUCUCUGCUGUUCGUGCGGAGUCCCUCUGUGAGUAAUUUCGAACCUGCUCGAUCGGCCGGAGUCGCGCGCGGAUCGGAUCCUGUUGCGGUGGUAGUAGUACUAGUAUCCAGUUCUCAUUAGGGAUCCUGCCUGCCUGUUCUUGUUGGGUGGGUGUAUGCUCCAAUCACUAAUCAGAGCAGAGCAGGGCAGGGCAGGGCAGGGGAUUUUUCGCCCUUCCUAGUCGAUUUUACCUUGAAUAUCUUGGUCCGCAUCCGCGCGUCUUCUUCUGAUUAUUAUGCUGCCGAGGGCACCAGAUCGAUCAGGGCUUAUAAUUAGUUAAGACACGAACCCGGCUCCGCUGUCGGAUCACCCGGCUGUAGUACAGUCAAAUCAGGGGCUUAUUAAUCAGCUGCAGGCUCCGCUGUCGUAUCACCCGGCUGUAGUACAGUCAAAUCAGGGGCUUAUUAAUCAGCUGCAGGCUCGCACACAUGCAUGUCGGAUCAGCAGAUCACACCGCUGUACAGUACAGCCGAUGCCAGGCCACACGGCCGCUGAAAAUUUCAGGCAUCAGAUCGGAGUGUCCGAAUUGCUCUGCUUGUUCUGCAGAAAACAGAGCUUCUCUCGCCUCUGCAUUAGCUGCCCUGUUUGACUUAUGCACCAUGUAUAAUCCUCCUCUUAUUACUGUAUCCUUUCUCUUGUUGAAUUCAUGCUGAUACAAACUGUUUGAAAUAUGGCUUCACCGUUCGGGGGCGCCUCAACGUGUGGCCUCAGUGCCGCCGCUCCUUCCGGAUUCGCGGCCAGGAAGCAGCUCUCCCUCGUUUCGCCCCCGUUGGUCUCGCUGCCCAAGAGGGUCAGGCCGGGGAGAAGGUGCAGUUUCCGAGUGAACGCUGCAAAGGAGCUGUAUUUCAACAAGGACGGGUCGGCUAUCAAGAAGCUGCAAACUGGAGUCAAUAAGCUUGCUGAUUUGGUUGGAGUUACUCUUGGCCCAAAAGGACGGAAUGUCGUCCUUGAGAGCAAAUACGGGUCACCUAGAAUUGUCAAUGAUGGCGUCACGGUGGCAAAAGAGGUUGAGCUGGAGGACCCUGUCGAAAAUAUUGGAGCUAAAUUGGUCAGGCAAGCUGCUGCUAAGACCAAUGAUUUGGCUGGUGAUGGAACAACCACUUCUGUCAUCCUUGCUCAGGGGAUGAUUGCCGAGGGUGUUAAGAUUGUUGCUGCCGGUGCUAAUCCAGUACAGAUUGCCCGUGGUAUUGAGAAAACAACCAAAGCACUAGUCGGUGAGCUCCGAAAGAUGUCCAAGGAGGUUGAAGAUAGCGAACUUGCUGAUGUUGCUGCAGUAAGCGCUGGAAAUAACUACGAAAUUGGCAACAUGAUAGCUGAUGCUAUGAGCAAGGUUGGGCGACAGGGGGUGGUUACACUUGAAGAAGGGAAGAGUGCCGAAAACAACCUCUAUGUGGUUGAAGGGAUGCAAUUCGACCGCGGCUAUAUUUCUCCCUACUUUGUAACUGACAGUGAAAAAAUGUCAGUGGAGUAUGAGAAUUGCAAGCUGCUUCUUGUGGACAAGAAAAUUAACAACGCCAGAGAUCUCAUCACUCUUCUGGAGGACGCUAUUAAGGGUGGAUAUCCAAUUCUAAUAAUCGCAGAGGAUAUUGAGCAGGAAGCUCUUGCAACUCUUGUGGUCAAUAGGCUUAGAGGUGCACUGAAGAUUGCUGCUAUUAAAGCCCCUGGUUUUGGAGAGCGCAAGAGUCAAUAUCUGGAUGAUAUCGCCACUCUGACGGGAGGCACUGUCAUCAGAGAGGAAAUUGGACUGUCCCUAGACAAAGCAGACAAAGAAGUCCUCGGAAAUGCUGCCAAGGUUGUAAUCACUAAGGAUUCGACAACAAUUGUAGGAGAUGGUACUACACAGGAGGAAGUAACGAAAAGGGUUACACAAAUCAAGAACCAAAUUGAGGCUUCUGAACAGGAAUAUGAAAAAGAAAAGCUAAACGAGAGGAUAGCUAAACUAUCUGGUGGUGUUGCUGUCAUUCAGGUAGGAGCACAGACUGAAACCGAGCUCAAGGAAAAGAAACUGAGGGUUGAAGACGCACUGAAUGCAACAAAGGCCGCUGUGGAGGAAGGUAUUGUUGUCGGUGGUGGUUGUACCCUUCUAAGGCUUGCAUCAAAAGUUGAUGCCAUUAAAGAAACCCUUGAGAAUGAUGAACAGAAGGUCGGUGCUGAAAUUGUGAGGAAAUCCUUGAGCUAUCCACUUAAACUGAUCGCGAAAAAUGCUGGUGUCAAUGGCAGUGUGGUCACUGAGAAGGUCCUUGUGAAUGACAACUUCAGGUACGGCUACAAUGCCGCUACAGGGAAGUAUGAGGAUUUGAUGGCUGCUGGCAUUAUUGAUCCCACCAAGGUUGUGAGGUGCUGCCUGGAGCAUGCCGCAUCGGUGGCGAAAACUUUCAUCACCUCGGACGCCGUCGUGGUCGACAUCAAGGAAUCUGAGAAGGCGCCUGCCGCAAACCCAAUGGCCGGUUCAGGUUAUGGGUUCUAAAAUCUACAAGGAGACAGUAGCGCUGUUUUGGUGUCCCUUGGCAGCAUGCUGCGUCGGAGGUUAUACUUUGAGAAAAGAAGCUUGGGUGCCAUUGUGUCGCGGGUCGAAGCCAGAAACUAAAUUUUUUGGUGCUAUUGUCGGGAACCCGAAAGUCAGAACGUGAGUCUUCUUUUAAAAUUUUACGCUAGCAAUCUAGUCCUGAAAGAAAGUCGACACUAUUUUUUUUGCGAGAAAGGGAACACUGUAUUUGUAGGCAUAGGUAAUUUAUUAGUGAUGUUCCCACUCAAUUAAUUUAUUGCUUAGUCUUGUGGUAAUGCUGGCUGUUUUUUUUUUUGAGACGGUAAUGCUCGCUGUUGUUCCAUA